This is a messenger RNA of Micropterus dolomieu (smallmouth bass), 536 nucleotides long. RefSeq names its product pleckstrin homology domain-containing family D member 1-like. Lineage: Eukaryota; Metazoa; Chordata; Actinopteri; Centrarchiformes; Centrarchidae. The record is from RefSeq and is a predicted model, not a curated record.
AUGAAAGAAAAAGAGCUGGGGAAUAAAGAUCUUGAAAAGCUGAAGGCAGAGCUGAAGCAAGACAGAGAGGAUCUGAACAGAAUGACUGAGCUGUUGAACAAAGAGAAAGUGCACUUGGACCAGAUGAGGUCUGACAUCCAGAGACAAACUGACGUAUUAGAACAAGAGAAACAAGACAUAAAAGUGGCAAGAGACAAGUUGGAAAUCACAAAGACUGAGCUGCAAAAGAAGAAGGAAAAUGCAGUCAGUCUGUUUGACGAGAUAAACAGAGAGAAAACCCACGUGAAAAAUCUGACUCUUCGGGUUCGGAGAGAACGAGAUGAACUCGAAAAUGUCAUGAACAUGAUUACCUUCAGACAAAAAGAGCAAGAGCUCAAGGAAGACGACAUCAAAAGACAAACACAAGAACUGGAGACCAGUAAGAACAGUGUACUGGCAGAAAGAGAAGAACUGGAACUUUUGAGGAAGGACCUCAACAAGAAAGUAGAAGAGGUGGAAUCAGCCACAAACAGCAUGAGUGGAGAGCGAGAACAACU